CGCAAUGUCCGUUCUGGUUUAAGUUCGCUGCGUCGCUAGGAUACAAGCUAAUGGGGGUGUGAUAUGCAGUAAGCGUAGCCUACCUGGUAAAAGUAUACAGGAGUGUGCGAACGCUGCUUCUCACUGCUUUCUGUCCAACAAUGGGACUUGGAGAACUGCAUCAUCCUGGGUGCCUAUCGAAUGAAAUGUGUAAUCAGUUCAGCUCAUGAUCGGUCCAGACAGGAUUAGGUUGCAGGCUGACCAGCUAAUGACUGUUGUCGCUAAUUUGCUGAACUGUGACUUCUAGUCGUUUGUUCGCUUGGGUAUGUAACGCCAGUCGCUGAUGGAUCAAUACAGCAUUUUGGGUAGGAUCGGGGAAGGGGCCCAUGGCAUCGUUUUUAAAGCCAAACAUAUCGAGACAGGAGAGACUGUGGCCCUGAAGAAAGUGGCCCUCAGAAAGCUGGAGGAUGGCAUCCCGAACCAGGCCUUGAGAGAGAUUAAGGCCCUACAAGAGAUAGAAGACAACCAGUAUGUGGUGAAACUGAAGAAUGUCUUCCCCCACGGUACCGGCUUUGUGCUGGUGUUCGAGUACAUGCUGUCUGACCUGUCCGAGGUCAUCCGCAACUCCCAGCGACCCCUCACCGAGUCCCAGGUCAAAGGUUACAUGAUGAUGCUGCUGAAGGGGGUGGCCUUCUGCCACGAGAACUCCAUCAUGCACCGGGACCUGAAACCAGCCAACCUUCUGAUCAGCUCCACCGGUCACUUGAAGAUCGCGGACUUCGGCCUGGCCAGGCUGUUCUCCAACGAGGGCCAGCGGCUCUACAGUCACCAGGUGGCCACCAGGUGGUAUCGAGCACCAGAACUCCUGUAUGGGGCCAGAAAGUACGAUGAAGGUGUUGAUCUCUGGGCAGUGGGGUGUAUUUUUGGGGAACUUUUGAAUAAUUCCCCGCUCUUCCCCGGGGAGAACGACAUUGAGCAGCUGUGCUGUGUCCUGAGGGUCCUGGGGACGCCCAACCAGCAAGUGUGGCCGGAGAUCACCGAGCUGCCGGAUUACAAUAAGAUCACCUUUAAGGAGAACCCCCCCAUCCCGCUGGAGGAGAUUGUUCCGGACACCUCCGCGCAGGCCGUGGACCUGCUGAAGAAGUUCCUGGUGUACCCGUCCAAACAGCGGAUCAGAGCCAGUCAGGCUCUGCUGCACCCGUACUUCUUCACGGACCCCCUGCCGGCCCAUCACUCUGAGCUCCCCAUCCCUCAGCGCGGGGGAAAACGCAACCACCAGCGGCUGCAGCCCCCCUACGAGUUCUCAGUGGACCGGCCCCUGCACGAGAGCUUGGUGGAUCCCGGACUGAUCCAAGGGCACGCGUGGGGGUGUUUCUGACAGGCGUCCAUGUUCAUCCACAGCAAAUAUGCGUUUUAGUUGUUCUUGGGUGAUAUGGAAACACACAGUAGUCAUUUAACGUAAUUCUAUCUUACUGUUUUGAAGCCUGAAUAUUCGAAAUCGCUGCACUACGUUUUUUUUUUUUUCAGGAUUUGAACAUUCCGUGAAAGACACAACCAUCAGUUCCUAAAAAUGUGUAAUUAUGUUUCUCCUGGCCGUGUGUAAUGCCAGAUCUUCUGUUUGUGUUAUUGGUGAUUUUUCUCUGAAAUGGCUUAACGCUCUAAUUUGUGCAGUUGAUCUAGAUUUUUUCUUGGAUAUAUAUUUGAGUUAGUCUUGUCUAAAACCAAAAACAAACAAACAAAAAAAAAAAGACCAAUAAGGAAUGUUGCUUUCCAGGAAAUGAUUUGGGCACGCCUGGCUGUUUGUCAGAAUCCAGCGGUGAUGGCUGAUUCUUGCGCGGUUAUAUCAACGAUCGCCUCCGCUCCGAUCCCUGGAUUGCUGUGGUCUUUGCAUCCCUGAGCAGAUAACCGUUUUUUUUUUUUUUUUUUCCUUUAGAGACGCGCGACGCGCUGAUAAGCUCGCCGUGGUCUGCCCAGCGAGAGUCGCGGAGCUGGGUAGGCCGACCGCGCGGCUGGCUCUGCUCGUUUCGACCGCGGUCGCGAGGCUCCUCUGCGCGGAGGGCGACAGUGACUCCCUCAGGGCGUGUCUCUGUCUGUUAAGGGCGUGGGCGCAGAAACAGUCGUGCCCAGUAAAAAUUAAAAAAGAAAACUUAAAGUCUGUCGCAUUUAAAUUCUUUGUGCAUUUGUGUUGUUUGAUUCCCAGUGCUGCAUGUGAAGUGUUUAAGUGUUUCUUGUGAAAGCUGAGAAUUCGUGUGCGCUCUGAAUCUUGCUGUGUUCUUUCCUCACUCUUGAACCUGUCUUGGCGGUUGUGGUUUUGAGGUCAUUGAUCAAGCUUUUUAUUUAAAGGUUGUGAAACCUUUCCUCAGCAGAAAUCUCUUCAGUUGUUUCACUCACGCACGUGCACACACACACGUACAUAUUCACUUUCUCACACACGCACACACACACACACACACACACGUACAUAUUCACUCUCACACACACACACACACCUACACACACACAGACACACACAUGCAUGCACACACUCACGCAUGCACUUCAGCGGACACACAUGCACAGACACACACAUGCAUGCACACACUCACGCAUGUACUUAAGCGGACACACAUGCACACGCAUACACACACGCAAAAAAAACACACACACACUGUCAUUGGUGAUUGCUGAGAGGUUUGGUGUAGUAUGUCUGGUGUUCACUCUGUUCCUGUGAAUAAAACUAUCUGGGGUAAAAAUGGCUGCAUGUGAAUGAAGCUGAGAGAUGAGUUUGACAGACAGGCAGCGCGCACUUACAGAGGAGAGAUGGCGGGGUGGGGGGUGUUGAGGGGGGGGGGGGGAACGGAGACAGUGACAGAGGGCGUACGGCUGGGCAGAGCUCACAGUUGUGUUUGGGCAUCCCAGAAUGCCUCAGCAGGCUGUGUGUCGCAGAGAUAAGGCUCUUUCACAGAAGCCUGUUUCUGCUGAACGUGAGGCCCUGAGCUUUGAGUGACCUCCAGCCCCAAACCCACACUGCCUGUCUUUCUGCCGUGUGUUUAAUUCUCCUGUUUCUCUAAAAUGCUCUUCAAUUUUACAGUAUUUCAAUUUACAGUUUCACAGUUCUUUCAAAACGGUGUCGAAAGUAAUGUAGAACAAUGGUAAUAACUAAUUUCCUAUAAAUUAACAGGGUUUUACAGCUAAGUGGCAGUUUUUAUGAGGAUUUAUACAGUUUUUUUCUGUUCGUUAAAUGGGUUUUCACUGGAAGCAGCUGUUUCGGGAGUCAUGACACAAGCUGGGUCAUCUGUUCUUCCUGUCUCCAGUUCUGCGUAUUAAAAUUGGCCUGGUGAAUCACACGCUCUCGCUCCCUUUCUGACAGUCAGGGCUGAGUGUGCAUUUUUGGAGUUGUUUAUGACGGUGUCACUUCGUGCCACAGCACCCCCCCUCCACCCCUAGCCCCCCCCCGUGUGUGUGUUGUACCGUGGGCAUUCCAUCACCCAGCCGAUUUCACUUCGCUUUUUCGGCUAUGUUUACAGACGUGGCGUGAAGAGAAGGUGGUGCUGGAGUGGAGCUCGUUUGCAUUUCUUUGUCAGGGUAGUGUGCGUGGGACGCGGAGGAGAGGGCAGCUGUGGUGUGAGGGAGUGUGUGUGUGUGUGUGAGGGUGUGUGUGUGUGUGUGAGGGUGUGAGUGUGUGUGUGAGAGUGUAUGUGAGGGUGUCUGUGUGUGUGCGCCUGACUGUGCGUGUGUUUGUGUGUGUGUGAGGGUGUAUGCGAGUGUGUGUGUGUGUGUGAGGGUGUAUGCGAGUGUGUGUGAGGGUGUGAGAGUGUGUGUUAGGGUGUAUGUGAGGGUGUCUGUGUGUGUGUGUGCGUGUGUAUGUGAGGGUGUCUGUAUGUGUGUGCGCCUGCCUGUGCGUGUGUGUGUGUGAGGGUGUGUGUGUGUGUGUUCGCCUGCCUGUGUGUGUGUGUGAGUGUGUAUGCGAGUGUGUAUGUGUUUGCCUGCCUGUGUGUGUGUGUGAGUGUGCGUGUGUAUGAGGGUGUGUGUGUGUGUGUGUUCGCCUGCCUGUGUGAGUGUGUGUGUGUGAGGGUGUGUGUAUGCGAGUGUGUUGUGUUGUGUGUGUGUGUGUGUGAGUGUGUGUGUGUGUGUGUGUGUGUGUGUGUGUGUGUGUGUGUGAGUGUGCGUGUGUGUGUGUGUGUGAGAGGGUUCAUGUGCACUGUGGGGAGUUUCUGCGCUCGUGUUUGUGUUCAGUGAGUGUCAGCCCGUCUGUCUCUCUCCUUUCGUUUUGAUAACCCUUAUCAGACGUCCCCAGCCACGUCCCUCGCCUUCUCCCUCGUCUUACAGACCUAACUGUACACACAUCAUCCCUCUCUUCUCUCCUCUCUCUUACCUCCUCACUUUCCUGCUGUGUAAAGUGAAGCAGGGGCAUUUAUCGCGUAAGUCCCCCCCCCACCCCCCCACAAAUUUUGGACACAAACGCACAACUUAAUUUAGCCUGCAUUCCACAAAAGCUUACAGGGAAACACUCCACCGUUAUCUUUCCACACGCAAAGGCAAGUCAGAUUUGUUCGUCCCAGUUACUAUUAAUACCUCGGUUUCUUACAACUGUCUACUAUGUGUUGUUGAGUUUUGGAACGUUUUGUGAAAAGCGUUGAAUGCAACUACUCCAAUAAUAUAAAUGGACAUGGAUUUCCAUUCAGGUGCGUGGUUUAUAAUCGAGUGUACGGCAUUGGCUCAAAUUAAGUCCAACUAGCUUGUUAAGUGUUAAGUUCGCUAACAAUAUUGAAAUACGUGAGUCGCUCUUCAGGCCCGAAAACAAUUUCAACGACAGGCGGACGUGAUAAAUCUUACGAAUGUUGAUAAUCUGCAUUUACAUGGAAGUCAACUGUUGCAUUUGGAGAAUGAAAAAAAAAAAAAAACGCGUGGCGAAAUUCAAAUGUUGAAAUUGAAUCCCUGGGUUCUGAAGAAGGUGCCCACUCAACUGCCCGCUGCGCCGUCGUAUAUCAGUUACCAGUUCGGAGGUUCCUGUCCCCCUUUUUAGUUCCUUAUUUCCCUGAAAACCGUAAACAUACAAAUGAGGAGGAAAUGAAAGGUUGGGGGGGGAGGGAACUUUGCCUAGCAAAUGACUUCCACAGUGCGGGUUCUGUCUGUCGCUCCCGUGGCUGUGCCAAGGCUGUAUCUGCUGGCGUCAUUGCUGCGCUUGUGGCAUUUGCAUUGGUUUUCCCCACCGCGGAGUGCAGCCGCAGUGAAGUGCUCCUCUUUGCAUCUUUAUUGGCUGUAAAAUGCCAGGAGCGACCUUCUGAGGGAGCCUAUGUGAACAGAGUUGAGAAACGAGUGGGAAAGAGUUUGUCUCUGGUUUUCCUUUUUGGAGAAUUGAUUAUUUACCUAUAAAACAUGUAAAAGAACUGAGAGGAA
Messenger RNA from Anguilla rostrata (American eel), 5358 nucleotides. It is a transcript of the gene cdk20, whose product is annotated as cyclin dependent kinase 20. Gene Ontology annotation, cellular component: nucleus. The transcript is spliced from 8 exons. Gene Ontology annotation, molecular function: protein serine/threonine kinase activity; ATP binding. The record is from RefSeq and is a predicted model, not a curated record. NCBI's taxonomy places the organism in Eukaryota, Metazoa, Chordata, Actinopteri, Anguilliformes, Anguillidae. Gene Ontology annotation, biological process: protein phosphorylation. The coding region runs from base 323 to 1357 and encodes 344 amino acids.